UUCGUCACUCGUUAGCUCGCGGUGCUUGAGUUGAGAGCGCGAGUGUUACGGUGGCUGACUUAUAUACCAAUGCAUUUGUGAAUGUUUCAGUGGACACAGGGAAGUCUGGCCACUGGUCAAGUGAAUACAAUCCAUUUGGAUAUAUCAAGCCGCUAUGUGGCUACAGUCACGGCGUGUAUUUUUGACUGUAGCGAUUUUUCUGCACGUGUAUCCUCCGCCGUUGACUGGGGGGCUGCAAAUUGCAGAAACAGUCGCCGAAAUUCCACAUGAGUCGGUGUGCUCCCAUGAUACAUUCCUGUGCCCAAAUGAGACUGAGAUCGGCCACCACUGUAUUCCACGCAGCUGGCUCUGUGAUGGAGACGAGGACUGUGCAAAUGGGGAGGACGAACUUGCCAACUGCAGCACCCCUAAGUGUGAAAGGGGACACUUCCAUUGUGUUAAAGGGACACCCUUCUGUGUAAAGGAGGGUUAUGUGUGUGAUGGCGAGGAGGACUGCAGUGAUGGGUCCGAUGAAUCCCCACAAGAAUGCGUGAAACAUAAGGGCGGGAAACAUGCACGAGGUGACGCCAUUGACAGCUUUAAGUGUCUUCCAAACCAGUAUUUAUGUCCGGGCACUCUCCACUGUAUUCCCCUAGAGAGGGUCUGUGACUCGGUGGUGGACUGUGAAGAUAAUGGUGCUGACGAAGGAGCACAUUGUGCCAACUACGGAUGUCGGCAGCAGCAGUGUGAGUACAUGUGCAAGGAAACACUGAAAGGUCCGCAGUGCUACUGUCAGCAGGGACAGCAGAUCAGCGACUCGAACCCCAUCAAAUGUGUGGAUUUUAACGAGUGUGAAAUUGAUGGAUUCUGCGACCAAAACUGUGACAACACUAAUGGCAGCUACAACUGUUCCUGUGUGGCUGGGUACCAGGCAGGAAGAUGGGAAGAUGUAAAGCCAUCGGUUUCUGCACCAGCUGAACCAGCCAAACUCCUCGUUGCCAACUACGGCAACCUCCUCCUCAUUCACCUGUCCACCAAGGCCGUAUCUACAUCCUUCAACAUCACCGGUGACAGAAUCACAACGCUAGAUUUCGACUACCACAACAAAUCCGCCUGCUGGUUGUCAUACAAUCACACCAAGGGAGACAAUCAGCUUCGGUGUGCAGAUCUACGUGACAGCUCCAAACAGUGGACGAUUCACACCCACUUCAAGCUGACAUCUGUGAAUCAAAUUGCCAAGGACUGGAUGUCUGGAAACUGGUAUUUUGCUGACGACAAACGAGAUCAGAUCUUUCUGUGCACAUCAACCGGCAAACAUUGUCUGACAGUGCUCAACUAUGGAAUAAGUCAGCCUAAGAGUAUUGCCAUCGAUGCAUCCAGAGGAUAUCUGUUCUAUGCAGACUGGUCAUCACAUUCCAAGAUUGGGAGAGCAAAUCUUGACGGUUCUGAUGCUCAUGGCAUCGUAACGCGGAAGAUCGUCCACCCCAGCGGCAUCACCCUUGACUACGCGAACAGACAUGUGUACUGGGGAGACACCUUCCUGAAUCUCGUGGAGCGAGCAGACUAUGAUGGCAACAACAGGAGAACAGUGUCCCCCGGAACAGAUAUUAAGCCUCGGUACGGACUGACACUUUUUGAAAAUGACCUCUAUGUGUCAAACCUACAAAAGCGCAACCACAGCAUUGUGCGACUCCACCGGUACGACCGCACCAUCCCUCCGCAAGUCCUCAAGAAGGAUGUCAUCAAACCUGGCGCCCUGCAAGUGGUGCACCGAGUGAGACAGCCAGGAUACAAAAAUGUCCAGAUUCAGCAGAAUAAGUGCAGCCAGAUCUGCAUCCCGAUGCCAGUUGUGAGUGGUGGCGUCCAAGCUACAUGCGCCUGUAGGGCUGGCUUCAGACUUCAUAAUGGAACCCAGUGUGAAAAGAACAUACCAGACAGGUUCCUGCUAUAUGCCAGUGCCCAGCAAGGAAGUGUACAUGGUAUUUCAUUGGACCCGAACAUUGCACAUGACGUCAUGGUUCCGAUCCAGAAUCUCAACCGACCAAUAGCAUUGGCACCACAGUCGUCAACGGGUGAUGUGUACUUCUCUGAUGUCAGCAAGAUGCAGAUACGGAGGCGGAAUGUGGACAGUGAAGGAGAAUCUGAACUGUUCCUGGAUUCAGGAGUGACUCGGUGUGAGGGUCUAGCGAUUGACUGGGUGGGCAAUAACUUGUACUGGACUGAUGACGGCCACCAGUCAAUCAACGUCGUCAGGCUGGACAACACCUCCAUGGUCUACACUGUCGUCAACGGUACCAACCACCCACGGUCUAUGGUCGUAGAUCCAAAUGAAGGCAUGAUGUACUGGAUUGACCUUCUGUGGCGACAUCCUGGUGACAUCGUCGCUAAGAUUGAACAGGCAGCGCUGGAUGGCAGUGGACGCAGAGACCUGGUUAACCAGACGAUCAAGUGGCCCAACAGUCUCACCCUGGACACAGCCAAUCACAGACUGUACUGGACCGAUGCUUACUAUGACAAGAUCGACAGUAUCUUGACAGAUGGGUCAGGCAGACGGACUGAACGAAAUCUUGAGGGCGUCAGUCACAGCCACCCAUACGGCAUCGUCUUCUCCGACGACAACCUGUACUGGACAGAGUCACUCAAGGGGUUGGUGGACACAAUCAAUGAAACAAGUAGCUCAGUCAUCCAUCUGCGCACCGACAGCUCCCCGCUGUUUGAUCUGGUGCUGUUUGACAGGAACGCCCAAACUGUUGAUGGAGAUAAACCUUGUGCCAAGGACAAUGGAGGCUGCAGCGACCUCUGUCUGUCAAUACCGGAGGGGAAGGUGUGUGCCUGUGCUAAUGGCCGAACACUGACCGACGACAAGCUGACUUGCGAAGACAUUCCAAACUAUCAGUCGCCGCCAAAGUGUGAUGAGAACUUUAAGUUCCAGUGCAAGGACGGCAGCUGCAUCAACAACCAGUUCAAGUGUGACGGCGACUACGACUGCCCUGACCGAUCAGAUGAGGAUGUGGGGAGGAGGGACCUUGCAGUAAGUAACGUGACCUGCCCUGACGACAUGUUUGCCUGUGGUAACCAGAGGUGUAUCUACGCCCAGUUCGUGUGUGAUGGUGAACCUGACUGUAUCGACGAGAGAGAUGAACAUGCCAAUACCUGUAACAGCAACCGCAAGUGUCCUGCAAACUACACUAUGUGCAAAGAUUCCCACCGCUGCAUCCCAGAGAGCUGGAGGUGUGACCACGACAAUGACUGCGCAGACGGCUCGGAUGAAGAUGACUCCUGUGGCUACAACACCAGUUGCAGCUUUGACCAGAUCCAGUGUCUGAGCGGCCGCUGCAUCCCCUACAUGUACCGCUGCGACAACGAGUACGACUGCAAGGACCACUCCGACGAGUGGGACUGCAGCAACCGAUGUGACCUCAAGCGGGAGUUCAAGUGCGUGAACAGCAGCGUCUGUCUCCCCCUCAUCUACAAGUGCGACAAUGAGUUCAACUGUGCAGACAAGUCGGAUGAGAUGGACUGUGACCUCCCUGUGAGCCAGUGUCACGAGAGUGAGUUCCAGUGCAGCAGUGGCAGCUGCAUCACCACCAUCUGGCGCUGUGACGGCGACAAGGACUGUCAGGACGGAUCUGACGAGAUAGAUUGCAUUGAAGGCAACGUCACAUGCCACACAGCUGAGUUCAGGUGUGACGAUGGAAGUCGCUGCAUCCCCAAGUCGUGGAAGUGUGACAUGGAUGCCGACUGCAGUGACCAGUCUGACGAGAAACCAGACGAGUGCACUUAUCACAAGGCCUGUGAAGCCCCUAAGUUCAGUUGUCAUGACAACAAUACCUGCCUUCCACUGGAGAAACUAUGUGACGACCACAGUGACUGUGCGGAUGGUUCUGACGAGGGUCGCCUCUGCGGGUACGACCUGUGUAUCAACAAUGACUGCAGCCACCACUGCCACAAGAGCCCCAACGGCUACGUCUGCUACUGCCCCGAUAACAUGAGACUGAGUUCCGACAACAGCACAUGUGUCCCCCAGGACAUCUGUGAGAGAUGGGGAAUCUGUAGCCAGAGCUGUGCCUCCACCCCGCUGGGUCAUCAGUGUCUCUGCCAUCCUGGGUACACCCUCGCCAACGACAGAUACAGCUGCAAGCCCAAUGAUUCUGUGCCCAUUUACAUUAUCUACUCCAACCGUCACGAGAUCCGCCGCUAUGACCUCGGCACCAUGAACUACAUCUCCCUCGUCUCUGGCCUCCGCAACACAAUUGCACUAGACUUCCACUACGCUGAUAACUCCAUCUUCUGGACAGAUGUGGUUGACGACAAAAUCUACAGAGGGCAGAUGAUCUCCAACACAAUCACAGACAUCAAGCCUAUCAUUGACGUGGGUCUUGCCACAACAGAAGGGUUGGCCAUUGACUGGAUUGCGGGCAACAUCUACUGGGUGGAGAGCAACCUUGACCAGAUUGAGGUGGCCCAGCUGGAUGGCAGCAACCGCUCCACUCUUGUGGCAGGCAAUAUGAUCAGCCCUCGUGCCAUCGUCCUCGACCCCAGAGACGGAUUGUUGUUCUGGACGGACUGGGAUGGAACUAAGCCUCGUAUUGAGAGUUGCUCUAUGAGUGGGGAACACCGAAAGGUCGUGUACGACAUCACCAGGAUCCAGGGUGGAGGGUGGCCUAACGGUCUCACCAUCGACUACGAAGCUAGACGACUCUACUGGGCUGAUGCAAGGUCUGACUCAGUCCACACCAGCACGUAUGACGGCCUGGACCACCAUCUUGUUGUGCACAAUCACGACGCCCUGGCCCAUCCGUUUGCCCUCACUCUCUUCGAGCACUAUGUGUACUGGACAGACUGGAGAACCAACUCACUUGUCAGGGCCAACAAAUUCAAUGGUUCUGAUGUCCUGACGAUUCAGAGAACAUUUACGCAGCCCUUUGAUCUGCAGGUGUUCCACCCUAAGCGGCAACCACCAGAGCAUGAGUCAGGACUGAAGGAAAACAUGAAGACAUGUAUUGCCGACAACAAGUUCCUGUUGUUUGUGAAAGAGAAUGAGAUCCGUGGAGUUGACCUGAACAAUGCCCAUUACAACGUCAUCCCCUCCAUCACCGUACCCUUCGUGGAGAACGCCACUGCCAUCGACUAUGACAGCUCCGAGGACAAACUAUACUGGACAGACAAGAAACGCAAUGUUAUCCGCAGCGCUUUCAUCAAUGGAACUGGAAUUGAAACUAUCAUAGACUCAGGAAUAUCUAACCCUGAGGGAUUUGCGAUAGACUGGUUGUCCAGAAACAUGUACUUCUCAUCAUAUGACGACCAGAAGGCCUCUAUAUCUGUGGCCAAACUGGAUGGCGCCUACCGCAUAGAGAUUGUCAGCGCUGUAGCAACAGCCAGUGCCAACCUGUUAAGACCAAACUCCAUCGCUGUCCAUCCCCAGAAAGGAUUGAUGUUCUGGUCCGAUUUGGGCGGGGACAAACACCGCAUCAUGAAGGCCAACAUGGAUGGCAGCAAUGCUCAAGUCAUCAUCCAGGAUGCCAGACAUCCAACAAGUUUAACGGUGGACAUGAAGGGGAACAAGCUGUACUGGAUCAGCCGUCAGAACAACACUGUCAACAUCUGUGAGCUGGACGGUUCGGAUCUGAAACAAUACACCCGCGAUGUCAUGGACAUCAAGUCUCCAGUUUCCAUGACAAUCUACGACAACACUAUCUACGUAGCCAACACCAGCAACAUCCUCAAGUUUGACACUAAGAAGAAACAGAUUCUGUCAAUGAGGGACAACACGCCUCAUGUCUAUGCCAUGCAGGUGUACGACCCCAGCAGCCGCAAGGAUGGAAGCAACGGCUGUCAUAAAUCCAACGGUGGAUGUGAGCAGAUGUGCCUGCCGACUGGGGAGACGUCCAAGAUCUGCAAGUGUACCGCGGGCUUCACACUGAGCACCGCCGAGAAAUGUCAGGGCAUCAUGUCCUUCCUGUUGUAUUCCACCGAGUCGGAGAUCAGAGGCUUCUCAUUGGGCGACUCCAGGACCGAGGCUUUGGCACCAAUCUCCAAAAUAUCUCUGGCUGCUGCAGUAGACUUCCAUGCUGACACAGACUCAAUCUUCUGGGUGGACAGCAACUCACGGACGAUUUCCCGCAUCAAGCGUGAUCUGACCGGACGGGAAACUGUCAUCAGCGAUGGCAUCAAUGGCAUUGAGGGGAUAGCUGUAGAUUGGAUCGCUGGCAACAUCUACUGGACUGACAGGGGACACGACACUGUAGAAGUGUCCUCAUUGAACGGCUCAAAUCGUUACGUUGUCAUGCAUGGCGACAUGGAGAAACCGAGGGCCCUUGCGGUCCAUCCGGUUAUGGGUUACAUCUUCUUCUCAGACUGUGGGGCAAAACCAAAGAUAGUUCGAGCUCUCCUGGACGGGUCUGAACGCAUUGACUGGAUCAACUCAGACAUCAGGUCCCCCUUUGGUCUGACCAUUGACUACAAGUCCAACCUGCUGUUCUGGUGUGACAAGGACUUGGAUGUCAUUGAGAGUGUCGACAUUGUGUCCAAGAAGCGAACAAUCAUUUAUCGCAACCUCACAGACUGCAUGUCUCUCACCGUCUUUGAUGAUUACGUUUACUGGGCCGACUCAACAAUGGAAGCCGGGUCAAUUGCCCGAGCCAACAAGAAGGAUGGGAGCAACAUGAAGGUACUGCGACACGGGCUGCCCCAGAGGCUGAAGGACAUCAAGGUGUUCGACAAGCAGAGGCAAAGUGGCACCAAUGUAUGCAGCAGGAACCAAUAUGGCUGUGAGCAGCUGUGCCUGUACCGAGGAGAGUCCAAGGCCAGUUGUGCCUGUUCAUAUGGCAAGCUCAGCUCCGAUGGACGCAGGUGUGAAGAAUACACCGAGUUCCUGCUGUUCUCAGAGGUGACUUCACUCGAGAGCAUCCACAUGAAGGACAAACCCGACCCCAAUGCUAUCCUGAAGCCUGACCCCAAUCCCCCAAUAAAGCCUAUCCACAAUGCCACAUACAUGAAGAACGUCAUUGGACUGGCCAUGGACCAUGCCUCCCAGAGGAUCUUCUACAGCGACAUCCAGAGAGGAGACAUUCAGUCUGUCUUCUACAAUGGUUCCGACAUUAAAGUGCUUGUUGAAGGAGUGGGGGCAGCAGAGGGGCUGGCGUUUGACUCUGACACUGGGGACCUAUACUGGACUAGCUACACAAACUCCUCCAUCAGCAAGAUCAACCUUCGUAAGCCUCCCAAAGAAAGACAGGUGAAAGUCAUCAUCCAGCUCACCUCAGAAGAUCACCCCCGGGCCAUCGUCAUAGAUGUUUGUCAAAACAAAUUGUUCUGGACAAACUGGAAUGACCAGAAGCCGAGCAUCCAGUCUGCCUACUUGACUGGGUACAAACCCAAGUCCAUCAUCACGGAGGAUGUGCGGACUCCAAACGGCUUGACUGUGGACCACCGUGCCCAGAAGCUAUACUGGACCGAUGCCCGACUGGACAAGAUAGAGAGAUGCGAAUUUGAUGGCAGCAACCGAGUGAUAAUUGUGACCAAGAUCCCCCAACACUCCUUCGGAAUCGCUGUGUAUGGAGACUUCAUCUACUGGACCGACUGGAUGUUGCGUGCUGUUCUCCGCGCUAACAAGUACACGGGAUCGGGUCUCACAUGGCUCCGGAAGGGCAUCAAGCGGCAGCCGAUGGGCAUCAUCGCCGUCACCAACGACACCAAUGACUGUACCACUAAUCCUUGUCAUGGCAACAAGUUCGGCUGUGACGAGAUCUGCACUGCAAGUGUCCACGGCCUGGCCUUGUGCAGCUGUCGCGAGGGGCAUGUUCUCCUGAAGGACAAGAGGCGAUGUGUUGAUGCAUCUGUUGUUAGUGGUUGUGAUCUGAAUGACUUUGUGUGUGAUGACAAGAAGAGAUGUGUUGACAUCAGCAAGACAUGCAACAACAUCAACGACUGCCUGGACGCCAGUGAUGAGGACCCAACUCUUUGUGUGGGUACCAGGCAGUGUCCAGUAGACUACUUCACAUGCAACCAGACCGGGCGCUGUAUCACCAUCGACAAGAUCUGCGACGGCAGCACAGACUGUGGGUCUGACGAUGAGUCUGAUGAGUUCAAGUGCCCCUGCAAGGUUAACGAGUUCCAGUGUGCCAACGGCAGGUGUAUCAGCAGCAAGUACAGGUGUGAUCGGGACAGCGACUGCUCAGACCACUCCGAUGAAAUUGGAUGUAACCUGACAUGCUCGGAGCUAGAGAUCGACGGGGAAUUCCUGGAGGGUCUUGUCUCCUGCAACACUACAUCGGCCUGCAUCUACCCCAGCUGGAAGUGCGACGGCAGCAACGAUUGUUGGGACAACAGCGACGAAGAGGACUGUGGCAAACGUACAGACACCCCAUGUCCGGACGGAGCGUUCCCCUGCAAGUCUGGGAGCUGUAUCCCUCCCCAGUGGCACUGCGACAAGGACAACGACUGUGGAGACAACUCGGAUGAAAAGAACUGCACCUACCUGUGUGAUGAGAACCAGUUCAAGUGUGAGGACUCCACCUGUAUCCCCAGCACGUGGCAGUGUGAUGGACACCCAGACUGCCCCGACGAGAGUGAUGAGGGUCCCCUCUGCAAAAACCGGACUUGUGAUCCCAACAAAUUCCAGUGUGACAGUGGUCGUUGUAUCCCCGAGACGUGGAAGUGUGAUCGCGACACAGACUGCAUCAAUGGUGCCGACGAGGGGUCCACAUCCGCCAACUGCAAAGUCCCUCGCUGUGAAGCAGAUGAGUUCUCCUGUGACAACGGACGCUGUAUUCGCAUGGCCUUCUACUGUGACCACGAUGAUGACUGUGGAGACAACUCGGAUGAACCCAAGUCUUGUGUGGACCAACAGUGUGCCCCCAAUGAGUUCCAGUGUUCCAACAAGGGCAAGUGUAUCCCAAUGGCUGAGCGCUGUGACAACUACUUUGACUGCCCCGAUCAUUCCGACGAGAUGAACUGUGAAGUGUUGCCAUGUGGAAACGUCACACAGUUCCAGUGCCAGAACAACGUCUGUAUCGACGAGGAACUUGUCUGCAACGGCAACAAUGACUGUGGGGACAUGUCGGAUGAACCUGACAAUUGUGGGAUCAACGAGUGCUUGUCCACAGCUCACCACAUCAACCGCACAUACUGCACACAGAAGUGCAAGGACAAGAAGAUAGGUUUUGAGUGUUACUGUCGCCAUGGUUACAAGCUUGACGAGGACAAGGUUACGUGUGUUGAUGUGGACGAGUGCAACACCUCCUUCCCCUGCAGCCACUACUGCCAGAACACCAUGGGGUCCUACAAGUGCUCCUGCCCGAAGUUCUAUGUCAAGGAGCCUGAUGGCAAGCGCUGCAAGGCAAAAGGUAGCGCCCCCUCUAUUCUCUUGGUGUCCAACCGCUACUACAUUCGGAAUGUGACCAUAACCAGCGGGGACACACAGAUCCUGACAGACAAACUGUUCAACUCUGUUGCCAUUGACUACGACUGGAAGGAGAAGUUCAUCUACUGGAGUGACAUCACCAGCGUCAACAGCAGCAUCAACAGAAUGUCCUUCGAUAGAAGUGCUUCCAAUAAGACAGAGAUACUACACAGCACAACUGUUCGGAACCCUGAUGGUAUAGCUGUAGACUGGAUUGGGCGCAAUCUUUACUGGUGUGACAAGACAACAGAUACUAUAGAAGUAUCCAAACUUGAUGGAAGGUUCCGCAAGGUGCUGCUACGUGAAGGGCUUCAGGAACCUCGAGGACUCGAUGUCUUCCCUGCCCGCGGCUACCUGUACUUCACCGACUGGGGCGAUACACCUCACAUCAGCCGCAUCUGGAUGGACGGAACAAACCGACAGACAAUCAUCAAGGAACACCUGGCCUGGCCGAACGCACUCACCAUCGACUACAUCACGGAGAAGAUCUACUGGGCUGAUGGGAGCCUGGAUUAUAUUGGUAUGGCUAACUUGGAUGGUAGUCAUCGUAGAAUUGUUGUGCGAGACAACACAGUUGUGCCCCAUGUCUUUGCUCUGGCUACUUUUGAAAGCCACAUAUUCUGGUCAGACUGGGAGAAGACUGCUAUAUACUAUGCGGACAAGUAUACUGGGGAAGAUCCGAAGAUGCUGGUGAAGAUGGUGCAUCGCCCCAUGGACAUCCAGGUUUUGCAGCAGCACAGGCAGUUGCCAGGUCCCAACGAGACAGAAUAUAGCUCCUGUGCGCUUAGUGGCUGCACUCAUCUCUGUCUGUUGCGGCCAACUCUGCACAACCGACACAGCCACAUCGAGCAUGUGUGUGCAUGCCCCGAGAACCACUACCUAGCAGGGGACAAGAAGACCUGCAUCUCCAACUGCACAAGUGCCCAGUUCCUGUGCAAGAAGACGUCCAAGUGCAUUCCACUGUGGUGGAAGUGUGACAACCACACCGACUGCGAGGAUGGGUCUGAUGAACCUCCAGAAUGUGGCACCUACUACUGUGACCAGCCUGGCUUGUUCCAAUGCAAGAAUGCCUCCAGUGCCCGGGACUGCCACAUCCCGACUGCUAUCUGUGACAGUGAGAGUCAGUGUGCUGACGGAUCAGAUGAAGAAAAGUGUGAUUCCUACCCAUGUAUGGAGCACCAGUUCAAGUGCCACAAGGAGAGCAAGUGCAUCUCCAAGACCCUGCAGUGUAACGGCAACAACGACUGCGCCGACGGGGAGGAUGAGAAGGAAUGUCCCAAUUCAUCAUGCAAUGCCAACCAGUUCUCCUGCAACAAUGGCCGCUGUGUUCCUUAUGUGUGGCUCUGUGACAAUGACAAUGACUGUGGAGACAGCUCGGAUGAACCCAAGAACUGCACCAGCCUGAACUGCAAGGAGGACCACACCAAGUGCAACAUCACCGGCCGCUGUAUCCCCAACGCCUGGAAGUGUGAUGGUGAUCCAGACUGUGGAGAUCAAGAUGACACAGACGAGAAAUAUGAAGAAUGCCAUAGAAGAACAUGUGACCCAACUUACUUUCACUGUGAUAAUGGCCAUUGCAUCCCGGGCCGCUGGAAGUGUGACUACUAUGACGACUGUCGCGAUGAGUCGGAUGAGAAGGAUUGUGUGCCCCGCAACUGCUCAGAGGCUGAGCACCGAUGUGACAACGGCAAGUGUAUCCGGAAGAGCCAGCUGUGUGAUGGAGAGGUCCACUGUGAAGAUGGCAGUGAUGAAAAGAACUGCUCAAAGUACGUGAACUGCACAUCUAUGGAAUUCAAGUGUCUGAAUGUCCUCCACUGCAUCCCCAAGACGUGGCGCUGUGAUGGCGACACUGAUUGUGCCGACGGAACAGACGAGUGGUCAUGUGAUAGGAACUGUACAAAGGAUGAGUUCCGCUGCAGCAAUUCCGAAUGUAUACCUCUAUUGUGGCAGUGUGAUGGCGACAACGAUUGUGCAGACGGAUCUGAUGAGACCCCCAAAAUGUGUGACAGUUUGGGCUGUGCUCCAGGCAGGUUCCGCUGUAACAACAGCAUCUGCAUCUGGAACAGCAUGGUCUGCGACGGCAACAGUGACUGUCCUGACAGGUCGGAUGAAGAUCAUUGUCCCAGGGAGCACCAGUGUCGACCGAUGGACUUCAAGUGCCACAGCUCCCGACAGUGCAUUAGCCAGAGCAUGGUGUGUGAUGGCACACCACACUGUGAGGACAAGUCUGAUGAAGACUCCAACUACUGCGAUACUGUUAAGAAGAACCUAAUGUGCACUUUGAAGAACGGUGGCUGUGAACAGCAGUGUCGUCAACUGACCAAGGGCAUCAGGUGUGAGUGUAAAGAUGGCUUCAGGCUCAACCAUGACGGCUUCCAUUGUGAUCCUAUCAACCCAUGUGAUCAGUGGGGCAUCUGCUCACAGAAGUGCAACUACACCAUGGAAGAUCGUCACCACUACUGCUGGUGUCGAGAGGGAUACAGUCGCAGAUUCGGGGCAGAAGGGGCCUGCACAGCUGAUGGGACUCCGCCUGUGAUCCUGAUUGCAGAGAAGUCAGUGCUGUUGCAAAGUCCCACCCAGGUCAAUAUGACCACCAACGGCAUGGACGUCAAACCCCUCAAUGUCACGUUAAACAACAGCAGGAAGAAGAACACGAUUGUCGCAAUGGACAUCGACACCACCAAAGCUGAGUGGACUGCAUUCAUCGUGACGGAAGACAAAGAUCACAUGGUGUUUGUUCACAAAAACGUCUUGAAAAACACCCAGAACAAGCGAUCCAAGCGGGACCAGAAAUCUAAGGGUCCACAACUGUGGUUCGGCCAUGCCAAGAUUUCAGACAUAUCCUUGGACUGGGUUUUGAAACGUAUCUACUACAUCGAUUCCACUACCCGUUCCAUUCAGCUGCGGACAUAUGAUGGCAGCAACCAAAUGCACAUCAUCGACAGUGGACUGGAAGAGCCCAACUCCAUAGCCGUGGAUCCUAGCUCAGGGAAGAUCUUCUGGACAGAACAAGGGGUGUGGCCAAAGAUUGAGAGUGCCAACUUAGAUGGCAGUAACAGAACAGUACUGGUCCGAGACGAACUGGACUGGCCAAACGGCAUUGCAGUGGAUCAUGAGAAUGGCUGGGUGUACUGGUGUGACACCAAGAAGAGCACGGUGGAGACAAUCAAUGUUCAUGGCAAAGGAAGGACCAUUGUACAGAGGUUCAAUGAGUCUGACCCCCCUUUCAAGCUGGAGGUGUUUGAAGACUUUCUGUAUGUCCUCACAUUCCACAAGUACCAGUUACUCCGAAUCCACAAGUUUGGCCGCACCCAGAACCACACCCCUGUCGACCCCCAGGUGGUCUACACAGGCCUUGAACACAUCAGCACCAUUGUUGUGGCCCAGGAACAGAAGAUGAACAUCGACUUGCCCAACAACUGCACGAAGGACAGCCACUGUGGCAAGGCCAUGUGCUUCAACUCUCCCCAUUCCACCAAGGGACAUACCUGUAAAUGUCCAAAAUAUUCCAAGUACUUGAAUGGUGGCCGAUGUGACUUCGUCAAACCCUGUCAGAACUUCUGCGUGCAUGGAAACUGCUCAAUGACUAUGUACAAUGAGCCAAAGUGCAGCUGCCAGGUUGGCUACACUGGUGUCAAGUGCGAGGUCAGCGUCUGUGACAACUACUGUGGUGUUGGCACAUGCAACAUGCCCAAGGACCACGACUCAAACCCCACCUGCAGCUGCCCCGCUGGCUAUGAGGGCCCUCGCUGCCGGACCUACAGGUGUGCCAACUACUGCAAGCAUGGGACCUGCCUCAUCGACAAGACAACCAGGAAGCCCAAGUGCAUCUGUGAUGUCCGCUUCACCGGCACGACAUGCGACGAGAAGAAGAAGAUGUGGUGUGGGCAGUACUGCAUCAGCGGCAACUUCGUGAACUGCACCACCCUCCCCAGCGGCCAACCCAGUUGUCUGUGCAAGGAAGGCUUCAAGGGUCACCGCUGUGAGCAGUGUGAGGACAUGUUCUGCUACAACAGCGGCAUCUGUAGAAUGGACAGUCAAAACAGACACAUAUGUAGCUGCCCAAAGAACUUCGACCCGUCAUUACAGUGUACAGAACACACGUGUGACUUCAUGUGUCAGAACAACAAGGCAUCAGAUCGAUGUGUAUGUAACGACAAGUGUCCCGGCCCUCCCCCGGACUGUGCCAGCAUCAAGCCCACCUGUGCCGACUUCUGUAAGAAUGGGGGAAAAUGCACAUUAGUGCACCAAAAGCCGACCUGUGAGUGUAGCAGUGUACACAAGGGCCCGACAUGCGACAGAUGUCUAUGUGCUCCGGGCGGGGAGUGUAUCCGUACCCAUGAUGGCCAGUACAAGUGCAGGUGUCUGUAUGGUCAUGUGGGGCUGCACUGCCAGCAUGCAUGUGCAGGUGUGUGUCGCAAUGGAGGGAAGUGUGCCGGCUGUCACCUCGGCCCACACAACAAUGCCACCUGUCAGUACUGCAUCUGUAAGGAAGGCUUCACAGGGACUUUGUGUGAAGACAACGGGAUAACCAAACCCAUCAUCCACCAGCCCCGCACUCCCCUCAACCCACUCUACAUCAUCAUCCCGGCGAUAGCCCUGGUCCUGGUGCUGCUCAUCAUCCUCGGCAUCGUCUUCUACCGGAGAAAACGGAGGAUGGAGCAGUACGGACACAAGAGGAUGAAGGAGCCCAACAGGAUGGACGUGAAGAACCCCAUGUACCUGCGUCACGAGGAGGAGCCGGAUGAGAGAGACCCACUCGGAAAUAAUCCAAUAUUUAGAGGAGAUGCUUCUACAAACUUUGCAAAUCCAAUGUACGACGUGUAUAACACAAGUGAGAGCAUGCAGAUGCUGCUUAACCAGGAAGUGGUGCCUGACAGCGAGGAGAACCAGCUGUUAGAGGAGGGGUCGAAUGUGCUCUACUUUGGAACAGGUGAUAACGCAACGAAACCGGCUAAAGCAUGAUGAAGAACAUGUUUGAGGUGUGGCGAUUCUGAUUCCUGGAACCAGACUAGAGUUACAAUCAAGACAUGACUUGCCAAAGUGCUCAUAUAUACAUAUAUAUAAAUAUAUAUAUAUAUUUAUUCAAAGGACAACAGUGAAGGUUAUGUGACCUUGACAUGAUCUUUCAGGGUCAAGGUGACAGUGUCUGUGACCUCUUGAGAUGUGAUAGAUGCAGUGAAGCGCUAACAGGGAGUAUAUACAACUGUGAUCAUUGACUUUGUAUCUAUGGUUGUGAUGAAACUGCUUCAGAUCAAAAGGUCAAGGUCACAUGGUUGACCUUAGAGGUCAAAGUUUGGGAUACUGCUGCUACUUGUUCCAGUAAUGGAAUUGACUAAUUCUAUGGUUUAUUUUAUAUGGAUAUAACCUUAUUAUUUACAAAUUCAGCUACAGCAGUUUAUGAUUAUCUUGAGGAUCUGCAAUUGUUAAACCUUUAACAAAACAACUAUUUUUAUAACUUUUAUAUGACUGUUAGAUCAUGAAGGUAGUGUUUUGGUGGGACUGAGGUGCGUACACAACAGGUCGCGGUAGGCCACAGCAAAUUAUCACUUGUUCCACUAAAGCUUAAGUCAGGACAUCAGAUGUUUUAGUUAGUGGGUCAUCAGAUGUUGAUUAUAAGAUUGAUUAAUUACUAGGCUGUCAGUUGUUUUUAAUUACUAGAUCGUGUUAUGUGUUACUUACUAGAUCAUUUGUUUUAAUUACUAGGUCAGAUGUAUUAAUUACUUGGCCAUCCAAUGUUUAUUUACUCAGUCAUGUUUUAAUAGAUAGGUCAGAUCUGUGAUUAUCCGAUUAUCUGAUAUUUUGAUUACCUGAUUAUCAGAUGUUUUAAUUACUCAAUUAUCCGAUGUUUUAAUUACCUGAUUAUAUGUUUUAAUUACCCAGUUAUCAGAUGUUUUAAUUACUUGUUUGCCAGAUAUUUAGCCAAAUUUUUAUGAGACAAUUUAAUCAGAAGUUGACAGAUAAUAUCUAAUCUAAAUUCCUCGCCAAAUGUUUUGAUGCUCUUUCAGACAAUAGUGAUGAGAGAAUUUACCUACACUAGUUGCUAGGAAGUAGUUUCUGUUGCUGGGGAAUACUGAAGAUAGUCUUGCAAAGAUGUUUGGGGAUGAACGACUUCUCAGUUUGUUGUGUGUUUGGGGGGAACAGUUUGCAGAAACAUCCUCCGAGAUGAUGAGGUCAACCCCCAGAGGCUAUCGACCUGUGCUUGUUCAUGUUUUAAUCUGAAAUGCAUUGUUUGCUUUAUCUAGUAAUUGUACAAUUUGACAGGGCAUUUCUUGUAAAUACUUCUUUUUAGGCAAGUCAUUCUAUAUUCUAUACAAUUCCAUCAUUACUAGAAAAAGUUCUUAGUACAAAGACUACAAAAAUGCAGUUGUUUCAGACUUUGCAAACAGUUGUUUUUCACCGACAGUGUGGACACGAGACUGUUCAGUGGGUCUGCUGUAUGUGUUAAUGUGGCCGAAAGCUUUAAUUAAAUCACUGUGUUCUGUCUUCCCAUCUUUCUGAUGCAGCAGUUGAAUCUUAAUUACUAAGUGUUUCUUUAAGUGUAUGAGAUCUGUGCCCUACUUCAGGUAUCACAAAGAUGUUUUCUUAUCUAUUUUUGUACAUUUGAUUGUAUAUAAAUAGAAUAUGUCCAACAAGAUUAACCAUUCAUUACUAGAAUUGACUGAAGGAAAUGGACAUUAUUUUUGGUUUGAAUGCCAGUAUUAUGAUAAAACUUUAAGUUUGUUCGAUACACAGGAAAUUUAUGUAAAGGCUUACAGGUGAUUGUGUAGUUAAUCUGAGAUUCAUUUACCGUAGAUUAUAUCCUGAAAAAUUGGUUGUAAUUAGUGCCGAGUUUUGUAGCUGAAUACCUGGACUUGUGGCAGUCCGUCUCGCCAUGGAAUUUCUGCAGUUUUUCCGUGGAGUUUCCGCAGUUUUUCCGUGGAGUUCCCGCUGUGUUUCCAUUGGAGUUUCCACGGUGUUUCCACGGAGCACUCUGAGGCAAUGAAGCAUAUCAUGUGUUUGUGAACCUUGUUUUAUUGUUGCAUAUUAUGUAUAGAUUUAUCUGUAAAUAUUGUAUGUGUACAUAGCAGUAUCACUCUUUCAUUCAUGGUGACGUGUAUGUGUUUGUAGAGUCAACUCCCAUUAGUAUCUCGCUUGUACCCAUCUUUCCUUCUUCCUUAGGGUGCUGUGAGGGAGCCAGGUAGGCAAGUGGUUAAAGCGUUCACUCAUCACACCGAAUGCUGGGGUUCAGUUCCCCACUUAAGUACAAUGUAUGAAGCCCUUCCGUAACAUUGCUGAAAUUGCUAAAAGCGGUGUUCAACCCAAUCACUUGCUAACCCAUUACCGAGGUGUUUUCACAGGUUAAUGAUAUGGGAGGUGAGGCUUACUGUAGUUGGAGCCCUUAGCGGCAUGUAGACAUCUUCAUAUCUUUUACUGUAUAAUGAAAUCCUCACGAUGUCUAAAGUCAUUAAUCUGAUUUGUAAAACAACUGAUUGCAGUAGCAAUGAUGUCAUUGAUUGUGCAAUAUUGGAAUGAAAUGACUUCAUUCGUUCAUUCAAACUAGACAUCAUUUCCUUGUAGUUCCCGUUCAAGCCAGACAUGCUUUGGGUUUGAACCGUAGGAAUAAUUACAAGCCCUGGAUGCAGGUCCGAGCUCCAGUGGCACUGCUAGUCCAACAGUUGAUGUGAGUCACAGCUAGCUUAAUUCUUGUAAAUGGUAGAAGCAUUGGCUUUGCAGCUCGGCCUGCUGCUACGCAUGUAAGUUGAACAUAUUUAGUGUGGCGAGAAUGAACGUGUGAUGCUCCCACGUGUCAGAACAUGAGUUGUACAUACAAAGGUCUUGUACUUUACUAAUGACUGUUAUCAUCAAUUUCAUUUGCCAUCAUGCAUUGUCAAAUCUUUUCGAUAUAUAUAUAUAUAUGUACUCUGUGACAAAGUAAUCCUAUAUGAGUCGUGUAUUUGCAGCGUUUGUCAACAUUCCAUCAGCCAUUUUAUACUUUGUUAGUUGUAUUUUAUAUCAUUGUAUUAUGUUUAGUUGAAGAUCUUGGUACCUCACUGGCCAUAAGUUGAAACAAAAGUCAAAUAUUGACAUUUUUAGCUGCUCUUGUUGCGAAUUAGUUUGCUUUACCACAACAAAUUAAUAAAGUGCUUGUCGUCAUUUGGGGGCGAAACUGAGAAUGUUUAUCUUGGCUGGGUGUCCUGUUGUUCGGGGUUUAGUGUCAGGGUCAGAAUGGAAUGAAGUUUACAGGCUCUGAAGAACAUUUACAGGCCAAUUUGGUUGGUGUCUAGUAGCCAAGUUGUAUAAGCGUUGGCUACCUACACUGGAGGCCUGGGUUCUGGAUGUGAUGUGGCUGGACAAAACAGCUUAGACAAAUGAACAGCCCAUCUCUUGCAUUUGGCUAUUUUAGACUUGUAUCGGACACAAUUUAUUAGUUUGUUGUGGAUGUUGUUUAGUCUGGUUGUGUGCUUGGUGCAGUGACAGCCUAGUUUACAAAAUAAUGCAGCUAUAUUUCUGACUAUGCUUGAAAUGUUGUCCACGCUUCUUGGCUAUUUAAAUUCAACAUGGUAAUGUGGUGGAUUCAUUGGGUCGUCACGGUUACUGCUCACAUUCUGCAUAAUAUGACAUCACUUCCAGCAAGAAUCAAAUUGAAUCCUACUUUCAAGCAUGGUCAUGUGUCAGUUAACUAGGCUAAUUUUGAGGUUAUGUUGCAAUGUUUUACUGAGAGUUCCUAUUGUCCUAUAUGUGUAGAUUUGUCCAGGACUCAGAUUGUAUUGAUAAUGGUCGAAAUCAGUAUUGCCAUUUCAGAGAAAUGGUCUCUUAAUGUUAUGCAAGAACUAUUGUCAGAUCUUCCUAUAUCAGUGAUGGUGAUUAAAACAGUGAUAUACUAUCA
Haliotis rubra (blacklip abalone) is the source of this 18251-nucleotide messenger RNA. Its product is annotated as low-density lipoprotein receptor-related protein 1-like. The record is from RefSeq and is a predicted model, not a curated record. Gene Ontology annotation, molecular function: protein binding; calcium ion binding. Lineage: Eukaryota; Metazoa; Mollusca; Gastropoda; Lepetellida; Haliotidae.